Messenger RNA from Passer domesticus (house sparrow), 4061 nucleotides. RefSeq names its product relaxin family peptide receptor 3 (gene RXFP3). Gene Ontology annotation, molecular function: C-C chemokine receptor activity; C-C chemokine binding. Gene Ontology annotation, biological process: G protein-coupled receptor signaling pathway; calcium-mediated signaling; positive regulation of cytosolic calcium ion concentration. The record is from RefSeq and is a predicted model, not a curated record. Gene Ontology annotation, cellular component: external side of plasma membrane; membrane. Lineage: Eukaryota; Metazoa; Chordata; Aves; Passeriformes; Passeridae. The coding region runs from base 180 to 1517 and encodes 445 amino acids. The transcript has 2 exons.
CCGCACAGCUGUGCCACCGCACGGCCCCGGCACCGCACAGCCCCGGCACCGCACGGCCCCGGCACCGCACGGCCGUGCCCGCACCCUGCCGCUGCCCCAGCAGCCCGCCCGCCGCCGCCUCCGCUGGUCAGCCUCUGAGGAAAAAGCUCCCGCGGACCCGUCUCCCACCCUAGCAUGGGAUGGGCGAGCCCUGCCAGAGCGGUGCCUGCUCGCCAGCCCCUGGCAUAAAGGAAGGAGCGGACAGGGAGUCCUGGGACACGCCGCUGGGUUUCCUGGAGAGCGUUCAAAUGGACAACGGGAGCAACGUGUCCUUCCUGCAGUUCUUGAAGACCAUCAACCUGGAGCGAGCUGACGGCAUGCAGGGGGACAGUUCUGACGUGGUGCGGAUUGUCAUCUCCCUGGUGUACUCCGUGGUGUGUGCCCUGGGACUGGUGGGCAACCUGCUGGUGCUCUACCUGAUGAAAAGCAAGCAAGGCUGGAGGAAAUCCUCCAUCAAUCUCUUUGUCACCAGCCUGGCAGUGACUGACUUCCAGUUUGUGCUGACCUUGCCAUUCUGGGCAGUGGAGAACGCGCUGGACUUCAACUGGCUCUUUGGCAAGGCAAUGUGUAAGAUCGUCUCCUAUGUGACAGCAAUGAACAUGUAUGCCAGUGUGUUCUUUCUCACUGCCAUGAGUGUGGCUCGAUACCGCUCUGUGGCUUCAGCCUUGAAGAAUCAGCGUCGAGGAGACCCGCUGGUUGGCUGCUGCUCUGCCAAGUGGCUUUGUGCAUUCAUCUGGCUGUCAGCUGUCCUGGCUUCCCUGCCCCAUGCCAUUUUUUCCACCACUGCCACUGUCUUUGAUGAUGUUCUCUGUCUUGUCAAGUUCCCAGAGGGCCGAGGCAACAAUGCCCAAUUCUGGCUGGGUCUGUACCACAUCCAGAAAGUGCUGCUGGGCUUCCUGGUGCCGCUGGUUGUCAUUAGUCUCUGCUACUUGCUCCUGGUGCGCUUCAUCAGUGACAAGCACGUGGGCAGCACCUGCAGCGGCCCCAGCAUCAAGCGCCGCUCCAAAGUGACUAGGUCAGUGUCCAUCGUGGUGCUGUCUUUCUUCUUGUGCUGGCUGCCUAACCAAGCACUUACAACCUGGGGGAUACUCAUCAAACUCAACGUGGUGCACUUCAGUAAUGAGUACUUUCUCUCCCAAGUGUACCUCUUCCCCAUCAGCGUGUGCCUGGCACACUCCAACAGCUGCCUCAAUCCCAUCCUCUACUGCCUCAUGCGCAGGGAGUUCCGCAAGGCACUGAAGAGCCUCCUCUGGAGGAUCACCUCACCUUCCCUCACCACCAUGCGCCCUUUCACUGACACCACCAAGCCUGAGAAGGAGGAGCAGGCUCUGCAUGCCAUGAUGCCUGUCCACCCUGUCCCUGCUGCUCCCCGUGCUGCAGCCGUCCAGGCAGAGGUGGCCUAUUACCCGCCCGGGGUGGUGAUGUACAGCAGCCGCUACGACCUGCUGCCUGCCAGCUCCAUGGAGCAGCACUGCUGAGAUGGCAGCGGGCUCUGGGGCGUGGCACGGUGCCAGAUGUGGCCUGGGGAUAUUGAACGCCUGGUCAGGAAAAGGGGAGGAGGGAUGAGUAAAGGAGGACUUCUGUGUGAGAGAUGCUCUUUUGCGGCUUUGUCUGCCCUCGGAGACACUUGAUGGACGUUGUUGUCUGGAAGAUGCACCCUGAGCUGGAGAACAGGACUAGGAGGAGGUAGUGGUGGGGUGUCUCUAUGACAUGUCUUUUAGUGCUUCUACCUGUGCUGGGAAACAAGGACUAGUGAGGGUGAUGGGACUCCAUCCAGCAAGGAUGCAGGAUGUGCAAAGCAGCACAGGGAGGCAGGAAAGACUUCUCCAGCCUUGGGCAUUUGCUAAUGGGGAAGAUACUGGUUUGCAAGUUGUCUGAAGAGCAGCAGAAGUGAGCUGACAGCUGAUGGGCAUACUUACACAGAUGCAAAGACUCCGAAGAAAUCAGACAUAUCCACAGAAGAACUUGAGCAUCUAAGUACUGUACAUCUGCCUCUCUAACCUCCUAAAUCCUGACUUGGUUGACUGGUGAAGUCUGUAGGUAUUUAAGUUUUUUCUAGUAAAAUUUUUGUGCCUAGAAACCUGUUCCUGAGCAUGCCUAAAUCUGCUUAAUUCUGUAGCACUUAUUUCUGUGCUUAAUGGGGAUAUCUCUGUCGGGACUGGCCACAGUGUAUGCUGUGAGGGUGGCAAUUCUGCAACCCAGCACAGAAGGCCCUGUGCCAGGCCACGCUAAGUCAGAAGUGGCUGUGAACUCAACUCGUUCCCCCCAUCCCUUUGAAUCUGUGCCUGGAUGUGUUGCUCCUGUUCCAGCUUCAAUGUAUGUGCAGAUAUGCUCCUUUCCCCUCCCUUGUGAAAUGCUAAAUAGGUGGUCACAGCUGUCCCCCACAGCCUCAGAGAUUCAGUUCCCCUUUUCCACAUCCCAGGGGAAUGGCUGAAUCUCUGGGCCACUUUGUGAGUGUGCUCGUAUUCUCUGGCUUGAAACAGUUCCCUGUUGCCUGAGUUGCUCACUGUUGCUGGAUCCUAAUGGCAACGAAAGGCCUCGAACUCUGCUUGGCAGCACAGUGGUUAGGGUGUAAUCUGCAAAGAGGAAUUGUGGAGAGAUUUUUUUAUUUUUUUUUUUCAGCAAAUACAGAAAUUGGAUCCAGAUCUGGGUUCUAGGUCUCCCCUUCCCAAGGACAGUGGUCAACUUCCUCCCAGGUCCUGUUUCAAUUAAAGUUCCAGUAUGCUAUCCAGAAACCUGAGGUCUUUCUAGACCUGCUGAUAAAGCACCUUAAUGUGCUAAAGGAUUUGCAAAAUCUGCAUUUCUGAUCUGGGAGAAAACCCGUAAUGUCUGUGUUGCAGGUGAAGAAAGUUGCACAGUUGUAUGAGAAAAGGAUAUAAUGAACUCUUAAGUCCAGAGUUCAGAGAGAUAAUCAUGUUUCUGUAGACCAGGAGAAAGUAUCUAAAUUAAGGACAUGGGAGGAAUCUCACAGCCAGACGCUCUUCUUACUGUUUGCUUUUGAACAGCAUAAUUUCUUGCUUAACUUGCUGGAAAUUUUUUCCCUAUCUGAUGUUUAACUGUUUUUGUGCAUUAAAUAAACAGCUUUCCAAGUGUCUGAAGUGUAACUAUGAAUUUCAGUAGAUAGCAAGCUGCCUGAAAGACAGCCUCUGUGGUGCUCAGCAUGGCAAAACCCAUGUGCUUUUGUGGAUGUCCAUGUAGACAUAAUUCUGUGCCAGGAAAACAAUACAUUAAAUAAAACAGGUGGUGUUCAGAACAAACACAUAGUUAGCUCAGAGUGCCAAUGUGCCAUUGUCAGAGGAAACCCCAGGUGUCUGAUCAGUAGAGAUAUAAAACCUCCCAUCUGGCAAAUCACCCAAACAUGAAAAUACCAUGAGAGUAUGUAGGACUAGACAAUGAAAUUAGUGGGCAGCUCUCUCACAAGCCACUGAUCCACGCAGUGUAAGUCACAGAUCUGCUGUUUCAAAGAGGCACAACGCAUUCACACUUGGCCAAACGCUGAUUUAGGCCAGACCAGCAGCCCAGGCUGUGCAGGUCAGUGCAUGUCCAGCACAGCCAAAGAGCACUGCUCUAGCAGUGCAUGAGCUGGGAGAAAUUCUGCUUCACCUCAGCCGUGAGUCCCAGCUAACAGCAUGAAAUCUGUGCUGUGUGUUCCAUGGGCAGGGGCACCAGCCUGGGCCUUGGCAGAAGGUGCAGUUGCUCUGUUUGCACAGGGUGUGUGGCCUCAGCAGAGGAUCAUUCCAGCACAACAACAACAAAUCCUACCGAGUAUCCCGGGGUUUCAUAAGUAAUGACUACAACACCCUUCAGAAACUCUGUUUCCUACAAAUGUUCAUGUCUUUGUUUGUAACAAUCAUCUUUUCGUGUACUAAAAUAAACAUUGCUGAAGGAUACAAAACAGUACUUACUGAAUUCUUGACAAGAUUUUCAUGCUUGGUCUCCUUUGUUACAGAUUCCUGGUGGGGUGCUGGUGGAGAGGUGCACUUGGUUAUAGAAGGGUAGGGACCUGAAGGUGCAGGCUGACA